UACAGAGCUGAAGGUGAUGCAGCAGUAUGCAGUGAAUGUGACUCUGGAUCCUGAUACAGCUCAUCCAUAUCUCAUUCUGUCUGAUCAUGGAAAACAAGUGAGACAUGGAGACAUUAGACAGAAACUCCCAGACAAACCAGAGAGAUUUGAUACAUGUACCUGUGUCUUGGGAAAGGAGGGAUUCUCCUCAGGGAGAUUUUAUUUUGAGGUGCAGGUGAAGGGAAAGACUGAUUGGGCUUUAGGAGUGGCCAGAGAAUCCAUUAACAGAAAGGGAGCGAUCACACUGAGACCCAGUGAUGGAUACUGGACUGUGUGGCUGAGGAAUGGAGAUGAAUAUGUAGCCUGUGAGGAUCCUCCUGUCUCUCUGUCUCUGAGAGUGAAGCCGCAGCGGGUCGGUGUGUUUGUGGAUUAUGAGGAGGGUCUGGUCUGCUUUUAUGAUGUGGAGUCCAGCUCUCAUAUCUACUCUUUCACUGCUCAGUCUUUCACUGAAAAACUCUAUCCAUAUUUUAGCCCAUUCUUAAACUAUAGAGGUAAAAACUCAAACCCACUGAUCAUCACACCUGUUAAUGAUAAUAAAUGA
Sinocyclocheilus rhinocerous is the source of this 580-nucleotide messenger RNA. Its product is annotated as zinc-binding protein A33-like. Bases 17 to 580 code for a protein of 187 amino acids. Gene Ontology annotation, molecular function: protein binding. The record is from RefSeq and is a predicted model, not a curated record. The transcript is spliced from 2 exons. NCBI's taxonomy places the organism in Eukaryota, Metazoa, Chordata, Actinopteri, Cypriniformes, Cyprinidae.